This is a messenger RNA of Parnassius mnemosyne (clouded apollo), 924 nucleotides long. The record is from the annotation of a GenBank genome assembly. NCBI's taxonomy places the organism in Eukaryota, Metazoa, Arthropoda, Insecta, Lepidoptera, Papilionidae.
AUGUUUCUUACGCCCAAUUUUUUUAAUAAUUAUUUGAGAGAGCGUGGUCUUGGCAAUCAAAUCUACGCAGCAAUGAAAAAUGAUGAUUACUCUGAUGUAGUUAUGGCUGCUCUCAGUGUACUUGAGGAAAGUGGAAGUUUACCAACGAUAGAAAAAGAAAACAAAUGUGAGAAAAGAUCUGAUAAAUAUCGGGAAGAAGGUAAUAUAGCAUUUAAAGUUGGGAAUGUAUACAGAGCUCUAGAAUUUUACAAUAGAGCUCUGAUGUAUGCGCCGAAAACUUCAAGAGCCAUAAAACUCGCUUAUAGCAACAGGUCGGCAAUUUUAUUUAAAAUGGAACAAUUUAGUAAAUGUUUAAUUGACAUAGAAACUUGUUGUAAACUUGGUUGCCCCACAGACAUUGAAAGUAAGCUUAUUAAAAGGAAAAAUAAAGCUACAAAAAGAAGUAAAACAGAAAAUAUUACUGCAAGUUUGCUUACUAGUUACUUUAAAGAUUAUUUUAAAUUUGAUGUUAAAUCCAAUACUUCUAUACCUUGCGCUAGCUCUGACAUAGAAGUUAUAAAAGAAAGUAUUUUUAAAGUAGUUGCAGCAAAAGAUAUUAAAGUGGGAACUCCUCUGGUUUUAGAAGAUUCGUUUGUAAGUUGUAAUAACGAAGAAAAUAUACCAUUUUCUUGCCAUUACUGCCAUAAAAUGUCUUUGAACCUAAUACCAUGUGAAGGUUGUUGCUUAGUUUUGUUUUGUAGUGAAGAAUGCAAAGAAAUAUGUUUAAAAGAGUACCAUAGCAUCGAAUGUCAAAUUAUGGAGGUUAUUCAAAGCAUAGCUUUCAGUCCUAUGGCGAAAUUGAUGAUAAAAGGCACUUUGAAAUUUUGUCCAAAUGUGUGGGUCAUGGAAAAAAGUAAUUUCAUCUUCGCAUUGCACUGGUGCUGA